GACGCCGCCUGUGGUGGCUCAUUACAUUAUCUGGCAACCGGAGUGGCAGCGGACAGAAGAGAGGGGAUCCCCGGGAUUUUUACACCGAAGCCAGCGUAAUACUAACAUCAAACAUCUGAAAAUCGUGGGGGAACUCGGUCAAGCUCCUCCUAGACUUCGGUGAGAGCAGCCAUGUCAGAGGAGGCAGCGCGUCAAACACGCAGCCAGAAGCGGGCUCUGGAGAAGGACCAUGCAUCUCAUGCUGUAUCCCCGGGGGAAGCUGACAGUAAACGGGUUAAGCUGGAGAAAGGGGAUGCAGCUGGAGCUCCCCUGGCCCUUGUGGGAUCUGGAGCUGAAGGUGUCAAGCUGAAGAGUGAGCAGGCUGCCAAGGUAGCAGCCAGCAUCCUAAAAUCCGGGGAAGUGAAGGCCACUAUCAAGGUGGAAGUGCAGACAGGAGACGAGCCCGUUGAUAUGAGCACAUCUAAAAGUGUCAUUAAGAAAGAGCGGCAGCCACCAUCGCCAGAUGAUGUGAUUGUGUUAUCAGACAAUGAGCCAUCCAGUCCUCUCAUGAAUGGUCACUCCUUCACGAAGACUGACACAGAUAAACUUAUGAAAAGUUCUCCUGAGGAGAGGGAACGCAUCAUUAAACAGCUGAAGGAGGAACUGAGACUCCAGGAGGCCAAGCUGGUGCUGCUGAAGAAACUACGACAGAGCCAGAUUCAGAAGGAGAGCACUGUUCAGAAGGCGGCUGGCUCUGUAGCCACUCCUCCUCCUCUGGUGAGAGGUAGCAUCACAUCAAGCAAAGGACCCCUCCAGGUGACAGGUCGAAGCUCAGGCACGGUGAUCCCUCCUCCCUUGGUGCGGGGUGGGCAACAUGUCCCGUCCAAACACAACUCUCAGAUUGUUAUGCCACCUCUGGUCAGAGGGGCCCAGCCUAUUGCAAUGACCCCCCAGCAAAUAGCCAGUCUCCGUCAGCAACAGCAGCAGCACAGCGGUUCAGGCCCUCCUCCGCUCUUGCUGGCUCCCAGGGCUUCUGUGCCCAAUGUCCAGGUCCAGGGCCAGAGGAUCAUUCAGCAGGGACUCAUUCGGGUGGCUAACGUGGCCAAUAGUAAUGUCAUGGUCAACAUCCCUCAGGUGAGGAAACAAUAUGCCUCUCCCACCAGCCUAAAGGGCUCUUCAGCAUCACCCAACUCUAGCAUCAAUGACUCUCCAGCCAGUCGGCAGGCGGCUGCUAAGCUUGCACUGCGUAAGCAGCUGGAGAAGACGCUGCUGGAGAUCCCUCCACCUAAACCCCCUGCCCCCGAGUUCAACUUCCUGCCUUCAGCAGCCAAUAAUGAAUUCAUCUACCUGUUGGGGUUGGAGGAGGUGGUGCAAAAACUUCUGGAGAUGCAUGGCAGGGGAAAUCUGGGCCCAGCUGCUGCCAUGGCCAGCUCCAUUCCCAAAGAGCCAUACACCUGCGCCCAGUGUAAGACAGACUUUACCUCCCGCUGGAGAAAGGAGAAGGCCGGGACCAUCCUCUGUGACCAAUGUAUGUCGUCCAAUCAGAAGAAGGCCCUGAAGGCUGAGCACACCAAUCGGCUGAAGGCAGCCUUUGUUAAGGCACUCCAACAGGAGCAGGAAAUUGAGCAGCGUAUCCUCCAGCAGGCGGCCUCCUCCUCUUCCUCCUCGAAAACCACCUCGUCCUCCUCUCCCUCACUGUCCAAGAGUGAGUUGCUGGUGUCCCAGCAGUACAAGCAGGUCAGGGCUGCCAUGCAGCACAAAUCUGUGGCCCACCACUCCAUUAAGCAGAGUCAGCUGUCACACAGCCUCCAGUCUGCAGUGAGCUCUCGUGGUAUGGCCCACUCAUUCACCACCUCCUCUCAGCUGCAGAACGCAGUGACGGCAGCAGCGCUGGGCGGCAGGUCAGGUAAGCAUGCUGCAGCACGCCCGCUGCAGCAGGGGGCAAAGGUCAGCAGCAGCGCCAGCAGCAGCAGUAACCAGGGCAACAUGGUCGCUUGGAGGAAGCAGAGCGGCAACACAGGUGUGACUAUGGCCUACGUGAACCCCAGCUUGUCUGCCCACAAGAACAGCUCUGCUGUUGAGCGUCAGCGAGAGUACCUGCUGGACAUGAUUCCCUCCCGUUCUAUCUCCCAAGCAGCCAACACAUGGAAAUAAUGCAAUCUUUCUCCCUACUGACAUCAUAACUAUUACCCCUCUUAAUAUCAAUAACAGCCAUUCUCAUUAUCAUUUCUAAUCCUUUCUAUGGACUCCGCCUCUGGCCAAAUUGGUGCAGGGGAGAAUCAGCCUAGUUUUUUGUUGGAUACAAGAGUUCUUUCACCUCUUCCUCAGAUAUUUCUGCUACCAUCUUCCUUACCUGAAUCCUCCAUCCCAAAGUGGAGUUAUGCUACAACAGCUUGGGCUUCUCGGAUUCAAGGAAUAUGUCAAAUAGCAUUUGGGUACCUGUUUUUUGAGGUUUGGGGUUUACAUGGGCGUGUACAAUUUUAAAAACUUCUCUAGCGAUGUCGCCUCUCCCUCUCUCUAUAUGUUUGAAUCCACCCCGUUGCACCAAGAGGAAAAGAUCCCUGAGCCCCCCGGCCUCUGGAUUAGGCUGAGGGGGGAAGAAUAAUAAUCACUAUUAUACGAAAUAAGAUACUCGCCUUACGUCCUACCCCUCUCCUGUCUGAGCCAGUCAGACUCAGGCCCAUGUGGUGGCCGAAUAUAAUGGAAGACCUCAUCACAGGGACUGUGGUUGAGCUUCGAGGACCAUCCACAAAAUGAUAACUGCUUCAGCUUUGCAAAAAUGAAUAAUACAAAAAAAAAAGGACUGUAAAAAUGAUCUCUAUCUGCACACAGACCGCCUCUUCUCUCACAGCGUGUAUAGUAGAGAAGUCGAUGUGUGUUGGAUUAUUUUGUAUGGCUGAAUGUUAGGAUUUUGUCUUUUCUUCUAUAAGUCAUAUACUGUGUUUGGAAUAUUGUGCUCCCUGAUAACUUUGGAAGUGGCCUAUUGUCGAGGUCUGAAUUUACAGGCUAAUGUUACUGUUGAGGUGGUUUUACAUCUGCUGGGUUCCAUGUUGUGGCCUACUUUUAAAUACUUUGUUUUUUCUAAGAUGAAGAGGAAGAAUAAAGAUUAAGGUUUCACUGGACUCAUGUAAAGACAUGGAGCGUGUGUUUGGAGGACUAUUCUUAUUGAAUACUGAAAAAAAAAAAAAACCUUCCAAAGAACUAGUGGAGCCCAAAUGGAAUCCCUUCUGCUAGAAGGUUUCUAGUUUAUUUGAACCCUCUCUGGAUAUACACAUGAAUUCAUGCUAAACUGAGAGGGUGUAAAGGAAUGUCAUAUUUUUGACAUCGUUUUGCUUUUAGUCAUAGGUUGUGGUGCAUUAUUUUUCUUCUCUAGACAAACUGUCUCUGGGUUUAUUUAUAGGGUCAUAUUAGUAAGAUAUAUGCUUAUGCCCUAAGUUUGAAUGGAUCUCCAUUUUAAAAUGAUUUGUUCUUCUUUUGUGUGUCCAGUGGCUCCCGCUCAACUUCCCGGUCGGUCUGAGAGAAGCUGGACAGCUUUCAGAAUGUAGUUAUGCAAAAACCCCUAUAGCAACACAUGACAUGAAUUUCUUAGUCUUUAACAUUAAGGUGUGUAUGAUUUAUGUCAGGUCCUUGGAUUGAGCUAACUAUGCCUUUCACACAAGCUCUAGUGCAUUUUUAUCAGGUUGCAGCAGCACAGGAUAAGCUAGUGAACAAUAUGUCCUACAUUAAACAGGGGAGUUCCCAUCAUUGCUCAUGGAGUUGAGUCAUUUUAUUAACCAUGUGCUGUUUUCUCUCAUUUCAAUGACUGGGGUGGUCUGGUUUCUCUCACCCUACAAAUUUUGAGAUGGCUUUACUCGCAUGUUUCUGUGGCCUAUUGGAAAAUAUCACUAAAUUAAAAGUUGCACACUCUGAUGUGUUGAUUUUAAGCAGUAAAAAUGUUAGUGCAUAUUUUCAAAAAUCUGGAUGCUUUAUGAGCAGUAUGUUAAGUAAAAACACAAACCAAACCACCCCAGGAUUUUUUUUUCAGUAUCCUGUAUCUGUCCCAUUUUUAAUGAUUUUCAAAUUGAAACAGCUGUGAUGACCUCAUCGCUAUGUUAUUCUUGCUGCCCUGUUGGAUUUGUGUGUCCAGAGUGCACUCUUCAGCUCACUGAUUAUUGUCAAGCCUCCGUACUAAAAGAUGGGAUGGUGCACUGCAUUAGCUAACUGGGCUAUCAUCACUGUACAUUUGGGUUUCAUUUAGGACGAUGCGACAAUGCAGUAUGUACAUUUUGCUCAUAGAAAUACAAGCGUACAAAAGUUUAAUUUAAAAAUCGCUCAAGAGUUUGUAUUUCUGUUUUCAAAGUAGCAUCGGAAAUGUUCCAGAUUGUCUGUACAUUCCUGAGAAGCAGAAGGUAGCAGCCCGCGUCUUGUGGAUGCAAAAAUAAGCAAUCUGGAAAUUGAGCCCAUGAUUUUUGUGCCCUGCUAAAUGUAACCCUGUGCUGACCUGACUACUGCCUGCUGCUGCUGCUGCUGUUUGACAACAAUAUCACCAUUCCGUUUGUUUGUGGUCGACGCUCUGCUAAAAUGCAGUGCAGCCCCGAUGGAAAAGAAAACAAUGUAUGAGUAAUAUUUGUUUUGGUUUUUUGUUUUUUUUUCCCUGCUCUAUCAAAUAAUAAUAAAAACUAAUUUUAACCCCU
Acanthopagrus latus (yellowfin seabream) is the source of this 4652-nucleotide messenger RNA. It is a transcript of the gene gatad2ab, whose product is annotated as GATA zinc finger domain containing 2Ab. Lineage: Eukaryota; Metazoa; Chordata; Actinopteri; Spariformes; Sparidae. Gene Ontology annotation, cellular component: NuRD complex. Bases 172 to 2133 code for a protein of 653 amino acids. The record is from RefSeq and is a predicted model, not a curated record. The transcript is spliced from 11 exons. Gene Ontology annotation, biological process: negative regulation of transcription by RNA polymerase II. Gene Ontology annotation, molecular function: sequence-specific DNA binding; zinc ion binding.